This is a messenger RNA of Castor canadensis (American beaver), 2944 nucleotides long. The record is from RefSeq and is a predicted model, not a curated record. Lineage: Eukaryota; Metazoa; Chordata; Mammalia; Rodentia; Castoridae.
UCCGGCGCCGCCGAGUCUGUGUUCCGGGUUCAUUGUCCCCGGUUUCCGGACCGGGCUGGUCGUUGGGCUGCGCGUAGCGCCUUUCGAGUGUCGGGACUCGCCGGCCUGGCCCGGUCCGGUCCGACCCAGCUCGGUUCGCCCCACGGCUGGCCCGGUCCUCGCCGCCCCAUGGAGUCUCAAUGCGACUACUCCAUGUACUUCCCGGCCGUGCCGCUGCCGCCGCGCGCGGAGCUGGCGGGGGACCCAGGCCGGUACAGAGCGCUGCCCCGGCGGAACCAUCUGUACCUGGGGGAGACCGUCCGCUUCCUGCUGGUGCUGCGCUGCCGGGGCAGCGCGGGGGCCGGGGCCGGCCCGGGUUUGGGCUCCCGGGGGGCCUGGGCCGAGCUGGCGACCGCCCUGGCUGCUCUGGCCUCGGUCAGCGCUGGAGGCGGGCUGCCCGGGGGCAGUGGCACCGGAGAGCAGGACCCCGAGCCCCCAGGGGGUGGGGAUCCCGGGGGUGGGGGCUUGUUCCGAGGCUGCAGCCCCCUUCUCACCCACGGCCCGGGCCCAGCUACCUCAGGGGGAGCGACCACGCUGCCUGUGGAGGAACCGAUUGUGUCCACAGAUGAGGUCAUCUUCCCUCUCACUGUUUCACUGGAUAGACUGCCCCCAGGGACACCCAAGGCCAAGAUUGUAGUGACUGUGUGGAAGCGGGAGGUUGAGGCACCAGAGGUCAGAGAUCAAGGCUACCUGCGCUUGUUGCAGACACGAUCUCCUGGAGAGACCUUCCGGGGCGAGCAGAGUGCAUUCAAGGCCCAAGUGAGCACCCUGCUGACGCUGCUGCCUCCACCAGUUCUGAAAUGCCGGCAGUUCACUGUGGCUGGAAAACACUUGACUGUGCUCAAGGUGCUGAAUAGCUCCUCCCAGGAGGAAAUCUCCAUCUGGGAUAUCCGAGUCCUUCCCAACUUCAAUGCCAGUUAUCUACCUGUCAUGCCUGACGGCUCUGUGUUGCUGGUGGACAACGUGUGUCACCAGUCUGGGGAAGUCUCCAUGGGCUCCUUCUGCCGGCUCCCUGGCACCUCUGGCUGCUUCCCUUGCCCACUUAGUGCCCUGGAGGAACACAACUUCCUAUUUCAGCUGAGAGGGGAUGAGCAGCCCCCUCCCGGGGCCAAGGAGGGCCUUGAAGUUCCCCUGAUUGCUGUGGUUCAGUGGUCUACCCCAAAGCUACCCUUCACUCAGAGCAUCUAUACCCACUAUCGCCUGCCCAGUGUCCGCCUUGACCGUCCCUGCUUUGUGAUGACUGCUUCUUGUGAGUCUCCUGUUCGGACCUACGAGCGUUUCACUGUCACCUAUACACUGCUCAACAAUCUCCAAGACUUCCUUGCUGUGAGGCUCGUGUGGACCCCAGAGCAUGCACAGGCUGGUGGGUCAGCUGCCACGUCUGGACCUUGUCCCCUAGAAUGGGAAGGGAAGGGAGGUCAAGGAAAGCAGCUGUGUGAGGAGGAGCGCCGGGCCAUGCAAGCAGCCCUGGACUCCAUCGUUUGCCACACUCCCCUCAACAACCUUGGCUUCUCCCGGAAGGGCAGUGCGCUCACCUUCAGUGUGGCCUUCCAGGCCUUAAGGACAGGACUCUUUGAGCUGAGCCAGCACAUGAAGCUGAAGCUGCAGUUCACUGCCAGUGUGUCCCACCCUCCACCUGAGGCCCGGCCCCUCUCCCGCAAAAGCAGCCCCAGCAGUCCUGCCGUCCGGGACUUAGUGGAGAGGCACCAGGCGAGUCUGGGCCGCUCUCAGUCCUUCUCCCACCAGCAGCCUUCCCGCAGCCACCUCAUGAGGUCUGGCAGUGUGAUGGAGCGCCGGGCCAUCACGCCCCCUGUGGCCUCCCCUGUUGGCCGCCCCCUCUACCUACCCCCGGACAAGGCUGUGCUCUCUCUGGACAAGAUUGCCAAGCGCGAGUGUAAAGUCCUGGUGGUAGAGCCUGUCAAGUAGCUCAGCUCCCUGAACAGUCCAGAACCGCUAAGCCCCUGGAGGGCUCCUUGCUUCCAGGCUGUGCCUCCCCUGGGACACCUCCCACCAUGGGUGAAGAAGCUGAGCAGAGCUGCCUGUCUGUGUCUGCUGAUGAGGGAGGGGGCAGAAGCUGUGAAGGGGGUGUAUGGCUGCAGUGCUAGGGCAACAGUGUUUCCCUGAGGUCCCACUGGGGGGGCUGGCCCCACCUCAGGCAGGGUAGGGGCUCCAAAAGCACCUUCACCCUUGCCCUUCGCCCGUUCUAAGUUUACAGAGUAUUUUCCUUACAAUCUUUCCACACUCCCCACCACCGCAGGGCUGGGAUUAGAGGGUGGCAAUGGCAAAGGGACCUGGAAAAUGACCCUCCUGUCUCAGGGGUCAGGGACAUAGCUAGGUGGCCUCUUUCUGCCCUCAUGUUUACGUUGGCAGCCUGAAGCACUUUAAGUUGUCUUUUUAUUUGGUCUGUUCCUAUAACUUAUUCUCCAACUACAGCUUCCAACUGAAAUAAGACUAUUAAAUGCCUGUUCAGGAGGGAGAAUAACUGUUGUUUGUGUGUUGAUGGAAGAGCAGACCACAGGGGCUCAGGAAGUUCACUUCAGCAUGGACAAACUGCUCCCCUGAGCUCCCUUCCUGUCCACGUUUUUUUCUGUUCCCAAUUACUAAAGCCCAGUGGUGGCCUUGCCCCAUACACCCUGGACUGAGGUGCAUGACUAUCUCUUUAGAAGGUAGAAGAAAGGCAGGCAUGAUGACUCAUGCUUGUAAUCCCAAACACUUGGAAGGUGGAGACAUGAGGAUUGUAGUUCAAGGCCAGCCUGGGCAAAAGUUAGCAAAACCCUGAACCUAAAAACAAGCUUGAUGUGGUGGUGCUUAUCUGUAAUGCCAGCUCCUCAGGAGGUGGUUUGAGGCCAGCCUAUGCAAAGUUAACAUGAGACCCUAUGUGAAAAACAAACCAAGAGCUGAAGAA